Molecule: messenger RNA, 1795 nt
Organism: Poeciliopsis prolifica (blackstripe livebearer)
Lineage: Eukaryota; Metazoa; Chordata; Actinopteri; Cyprinodontiformes; Poeciliidae
Gene: gpat4
Product: glycerol-3-phosphate acyltransferase 4
Exons: 12
Coding region: 414-1787 (457 amino acids)
Biological process (GO): triglyceride biosynthetic process
Cellular component (GO): endoplasmic reticulum
Molecular function (GO): glycerol-3-phosphate O-acyltransferase activity
Source: RefSeq, a predicted model, not a curated record
CUUGUUGCUGCUUGCCUGAAAAGCAAACAGCACAGAGUCCCUUGUUCUGGUAGAUGGAGCACCAACUAAUCAUCUGUCAUCCUCUCAGGUACAAAUUCAUGUCCGUCAGACGGUAGGAGACAAUUGUGGGUUACUUUGUGUUGCUGUGAGCUUAUUAUAAAAAGGUUACAAAAGAUACAAAAAGAAAAUUUCCCAGACAACUAAAUUUAUUUCUCAUCUAGAAGCAACUGCUUGAGAUCAUGAAGUUUGUUUUUGUGUGUUUCUUAUCUUAAUUUUCUCUUUUUUAAAAUCAGAUCUACGUUGAUAAAUCCUGAUGUCUAACUCAGUCAUCAUGGUUAUAAACAGAGCAGCAGACUUUUGGUAAAGUUGGAGGUUUCCAUCUCUUUGUACUUAAUGUCUCCUACUCUUAAAACAUGGCUUGGUUGACGUGGCCUGCUGAUCUGCUCUCCAAAUAUCUUGGCCUGUUCACCGAUGUGUGGCUGACUCUUGUGUUUGGCUUCCUAAUUGUGCCGGCUGUAUUCGGAGUUCCUUUUCGGAUCCAUAAGUGCUACAUGAGGAUACUUCUCAGUGUAUUUGAGUGGACAACAUUGCAAAUGGAGCUAAAGGCAAAAGAGAAGAAUCAUCAACUCUACAAACAUUAUACCAAUGGUAUCAUAGUCAAAGUCCCAGAUUCAACUUUGAAGCAGGAAAUUCAAGAUCUACGACACAGUGCUGGUUGUCUGCGUCUGGAGCCAGGGUUUGAACUGGCUGAUGUUUUCUUCUUCUGUCGGAAAGCCUUGGAGAACAUUAUAGAUGAUGACGUGACCAAGCGCUUCUUGGCCCAGAAGUUGGAAAACUGGAACUUGCUCACUAGGAGCAACCGCAACUUCCGCUGCAUAAGUCUAAAACUUUUAGCCCUGUGGAUUCUGGGAGUUUUAAUCCGCUAUGGUGUACUGCUCCCUUUCAGAGUGACUGUGGCCGUCACAGGUAUUUUUCUGUUUAUUGCUUUAAGUACCGUGGUGGGAUUAAUACCCUGCACAAUGUUGAGAGCCUACCUCAGUGACAAGGUGCAUCUGAUGGGUUAUCGCCUCUGUGUUAGAUCUCUGACUGGAAUCAUCACCUAUCACAACAGGGAAAACAAACCAAAGAAUGAUGGCAUCUGCGUGGCCAAUCACACCACACCAAUAGAUGGGAUCAUCCUGGCCAAUGACCAUUGCUACUCUUUGGUCGGGCAGUUACAUGGCGGCUUGCUGGGGAUGAUCCAGAGAGCAAUGGUGAAAUCUUCUCCUCAUAUUUGGUUUGAGCGAGCUGAAGUCAAAGACAGACGCCUAGUGGCCAAAAGGCUCAGAGAUCAUGUUGCAGACAAAAACAAACAUCCUGUCCUCAUCUUCCCUGAAGGUUCUUGUGUCAACAACACAUCAGUGAUGAUGUUUAGGAAGGGGAGCUUCGAAAUCGGCUGCACCAUCUAUCCUGCCGCCAUUAAGUAUGAUCCUCGCUUUGGAGAUGCUUUUUGGGACAGCAGUAAAUUUGGUUUGGUGCGAUACCUUCUGAGGAUGAUGAGCAGCUGGGCCGUCGUCUGCAGCGUUUGGUACUUGCCACCAAUGAACAGGAAGGAAGGAGAGGAUGCCAUGCAGUUCGCCAAUCGAGUAAAAGCUGUCAUAGCUGCCCAGGGAGAGCUAGUGGACCUCGUGUGGGAUGCUGGACUGAAACGAACCAAAGUGAAGGAUACUUUUAAAGAAGAACAACAGCAGCUUUACUGCAAAAUACUUCUGGGUGACCAUGAAAACCACAACCAUCCGGAAAGCUGACAGAACAC